Molecule: messenger RNA, 13344 nt
Organism: Ochlerotatus camptorhynchus
Lineage: Eukaryota; Metazoa; Arthropoda; Insecta; Diptera; Culicidae
Gene: Vps13D
Product: vacuolar protein sorting 13D
Exons: 10
Coding region: 387-13073 (4228 amino acids)
Biological process (GO): protein targeting to vacuole; mitochondrion organization; protein retention in Golgi apparatus
Cellular component (GO): extrinsic component of membrane
Molecular function (GO): protein binding
Source: RefSeq, a predicted model, not a curated record
CAUCACGAGCGCUGUAACACAAGAGUUGGAUAGUCAUUUUCAAAGUGGAAAACGCGUAAUUACUCGAAUAUUUGCACGGAAAAUCGAAAUUUCCUCGUGAAAAGGAUGUCCCCGGCGGCGAACAAGUGAAGUUGCGCAAUUCCGCCGCAAGAAGUGUGAAUUUCGUUAGUAAAAAGUGUUUUAUAAAAUCGUUGCUGCUGGGACACCCUCAAGUUAAAAGCUGACCAAAAGUGAUUUCACCACGCGCCGCGAUUGCAUAAACGGUGGAGCUCGGCAGUUCGCUCACUUCUUUCGAUUUUUUUUAAGACGCAGGAACGGUGCAGAUUAGAUAGCCGGAUUAGCACGGACGUUCAGUGGAAAGAUAAAUAAAUGCCACAGGAAGGAUAAUGUUGCGGGAGUUGAUCGCCUGGGUGCUGAACAACUACCUCGGAAAGUAUGUGGAAAAUCUGAACACUGCCCAGCUGACUAUUGCGCUGCUGUCUGGUCAAGUUGAACUCGAGAACCUACCCCUGCGCAAGGAUGCUCUCCGCUAUCUGGGACUUCCGCUACAAAUCCUCAGCGGUACAAUUGGCAAGGUGAAGCUAACCGUUCCGGUGCGUCAAUUUAGAACGGCAUCAUGGUGUCUCAUCAUCGACAACGUCAAUGUAGUGUGCGGUCCAAUCGAUCUGACCGAAUGGAACCCGGAAAUCGAACAGCAAGCCGAGCUUGACUUCAAAAUCGCAUCGUUGGAUCGUUUGGAAGCAAAAUGGCGAGCACAACGGGAGACACCCGUUACCGAAGGGAGCUACUACGCGUCGUCCUAUUCGGGAUGGCUCAAUUACGGUACGUCGCUGGUGACGAACAUCAUCGAGAACCUGCAGCUAAAGGUCAAUGGGAUACACAUCCGCUACGAGGAUGGACUGACCAUCCCGAACCAGAAGUUUGCAUGCGGAAUCAACAUUGAAGCCCUGUCGGCGCAGAGUUGCGAUUCAAACUGGUUUCCCGGGCAAACGUCCAACUGGAGUCAGCAGCAGGUGACGUUCAAGCUGGUUGAGCUGACCAAUUUUGCCAUUUACUGGGAUCCACUGGCCCGGGAAGAGCAGGUUUACAUCAUCAACCCGAUCAGUGCCAAGGCUCAGUUGAAGCGGGACCGCAGUGAGACACCGCUUCGCACCCGCAGUCGGCCCCGAUUGGUAUGCGACCUGAUAUGGGACGAAAUUAAAAUUACGCUGAGUGAUAUCCAAUACAACCAGAUGAUGCAAUGCGCUCGUGGACUGGACGACAUCGCUCGGUAUCGUCGUUUCAAGCUGCAUCGACCGAGCAGCACCGUACAGGAAGAUCCGAAGGCAUGGUGGCACUAUGCUGUCCGUUGUCAUGGGCUUCUCCGGCACACACAGAGUGAUCCAUUUGUGAUAGCUAAGGAAAAUUUGCGAUACAUUAGCGUGUACGGUAGGGUGGUUGCGAAUCCGAAUGAAGUACUUUCGAGUGAGAACAAGACUUUCAAAGACCGGAUAGAGCGGGAGCGGGAUUUUGACGAGCUCAGAUUGCUGAGGGAUGUUUGUAUGAUACGAAUGCCGUCCCUGGACAGCAAAUCACCACAACUUAACCAGGGCAAGAAUAUGUUGGUUCAUUUCUUUCCCCAGUGGUGGGGAUGGUACAACAAUAACAAUGCAAAUGCUGCGGAGUCGCCUCCCACACCGGACCAAAAUGAUGAUCCUUUUGACCAAAACUGGGGCCCGGAAGAAGACUUAAGUCCGGUCAGCAGUUUCGAGGACGAAAUACUCAAUGCACUCUCCGAUUCGGUCGAUACAAAUUCGCUCCUCAAACGGGACGCCGUUUUCGGUAGGUUCAACUUUGUGCUCAGGCAAGGGACCAUGGACUUUUGCAGUGCCCUCGAGAUGACACCAAAGCUACAGUUUCAGUUCCAAAAUCUUAAGCUAGAUGUAGAAACAAGGCCACGAAGUGGGUCGCACUACCUUAGUCUAUCGUUAGGUUCCAUCUUGAUCAAGGAUCGAAUAACACCAAAUUCACAAUUCCCGGACCUGGUUAAACCACAGGCAAAGGAAGAGCUGCAAAUCAGCGCCAAAGGUGGUCCGGUAAAAUCAAGAAGCCUAUCACUACAACAAUCCCCAGCGGAACCCAUUUUCGAAGUGCAAUACGAACGAAAACCACUAUCACACGACACUGACUAUCGACUGAUGGUGAAAUCCCAAUCGCUGGAUAUCGUUUACAAUACGGAUGCCGUGAAAUGGUUGGUAGAUUUUCUAACCAAGCCUCACCAACAGUACGACACCAGAAGAAAACUGGAAGACAUGAAGAACAAAACGAAAAUGGAACUCAUGCGUAAUGUGAAGAACAUCCUCGAGGGACAUCUCAAUACUAGAAAAACCUGGACUUUGGAGUUCGACAUCUUCGCUCCGCAGAUCAUUUUUGUAGACAACUUCGCCGACCGGCAGAACAGUACGAUCGUGGUCGUAGAUUUCGGUCGGCUCCAAUUGACGAACGGUAAUAAACCAUUUCCGGGAUCUGCCCUGGGUAAGAAAGUUGGCAAUAGCGAAAUAUCUCCGGAAAUUACCAACGAAAAUGAUGAUGAGGAUGCAUUUAUGACUCCAUGUUCGACUCCUCCCGGAUCGGAAGCCAGCACGACACACUCUCCGACUCUGCAGUCUGCCUUCUCCGAGCUACCAGAGCUGAACUUAAACAACGCCGAUACACUCGACGAGUUCGCCCUCUACCAAAAGCUGUACGAUCGCUACCACAUCCAUCUAACGGAUCUACAGGUCCUUGUGUGUCGAGGGAAGGAGCGGUGGAACUUUGCCAGUACCAAGGGAACAUCCACCUUGCACGUAUUGGAUCGGUUCAGCAUAGCUCUGCAGGUAGAACGGCGGGUGGUCUACACCAGUGAUCCUCAGUAUCCUAGUUUAACCCUAUCGGGUACUCUCCCAAAACUGAACGCUCAUAUCAACGAAUACAAAGUAUCAACACUGCUAACGCUCGUCAAUAACCUUUCGAAAGCAGGCCAAGUGUGGAGCGUUGACGUUCCAGAAUCCGACGAAGCACCGGCAUCCGACAAUCUUAAACCUCCUACUGAUGAGGAUAGCAUUGCCGACAGCAGUUCGGCCUACCAGAAGGAGUCGGCAAACAUCAUUGUCUUUCAGUUUACGGUCGAUCAAAUGUCGUUGGAGGUGCAAUCCCGGGGCAGAAGCGUAGCCGAGUUGCAGGUUUCCGGCGUAAAGGCAGGAUACAGCAAACGUCCGGAGGAUGUUACGUUGACCCUGUCCGUGCAUGGGCUGCUGCUGGCGGAUGCAAUGCAAUCGUUUGGACCGGAUUUCGAGCUGCUCAUUGCCAGUCAUCGACAUGUUGGAAUGGACAGUCUAUCGGGAAGUCUCCGUCAAAGCGAGCCUUGCUCUCCUUGUUCGCCCGGCUCGCCAGAUCCGAACACGGAAUACCGCCGGCCAACGAGUCCGCUGACAAUUUCCAAGGCGCUGAGCAACUUGCAGAAAGAAACAUCCUCUUCCACGUGGAAUGCCUCUCAAUUCGGUGAUCUAGAUGCGCUGAUCACGGUGGAGAUCAUCUUCGUCAACAGCGACAAGCUCGAUGACAAUCUACAGAUGGCGAACAUCCAGUUCAACAACCUGGACAUUAUCGCCAAUCAGGAAACCAUCGUAGAACUGCUCGGCUUUGUCAAACGUGUCAUCCCUAAGGCACCACCCAAACCGCCGGAACAAACCAGACCAAUGCCGAGACCGGAGGAUAUCAAUGCUUCCACCGGAUCGAUUGCUGCUACCGUAGGCGUCACCAGUGACACCAUUGACGCCUCAGCGUCUCCUGUUCGAACGGAAAUCACAUUCGACUUUCACCGGUUAAAUGUGCUGGUCUUGAGGGCACUGAUGAGGGACAACUACAUGGUAGGGCGAAAGGUAGGCACGUUUACAAUGUCCGAGGCGAAGAUUCACGCAUCGCUGGGUUCGUAUGUUACCGUCGAAGGGUCGCUGGGAGGACUUCAGAUUCUGGAUCUUACUCCGGAGGGUAUCAAUCAUCAACGAAUUCUGUCCGUGGGCAAGGACCCACUGACUGACCCACCAGAAAUACGCCAGGGACCAGAUCUGAUGACUUCUCUUGCACAGGAAGUCUACGGUGUCCCGCAGAAGUCGACCGCAGAUGGGCUACGCGAGGACAGGCAGGCACUGUCUUUUUGCGUGUCCAGAGAUAUCAACGCAGUGAUAGAUGUUCGCGUUAAGAUGGCUUCGGUGUGGUUCAUUCACUGCGCUAGGUUUAUGCAGGAGCUUAGUUGGUGCGCCUCGGAGUUUAAGCACUACCUGAAGAACCUGGCGAAAUCGAUUAGGGACAAAGCAACCGACAUGGCCCUCGGUUUGGUUCAGUCAAGGAGUGAGCUCACCAGCAGUAGACCAGAGAGUAUAUACAACUCGCCCAGACGAGCCAGGAGGCAGCGCACAGUAUCGCUGUCCAAGACGCAGGAAGUUCUGCUAAAUUCAGAGUACACCCUAAAGAUAGACAUCACAUUGGAGACGCCGGUAUUGAUCCUUCCCAGGUCGAGUAGCAGUCCGCAGGUGCUGGUCGCCCACUUGGGCCGCAUAACGGUAAGCAAUACGCAGGAACUGCAGGACAGUUCUUCGAAUGAAAGCAAGACCAACCUGACGACUACGAUUAUAAAUGAGGAGAACAGCGUAGAGGAACAAAUCGUAUACAAUCUUAGCGAUCUGGAUGGAGUGUUCGAUACGUUGGAAGACGAAAAUGAUUCUAGUCGGAUUCGUUUCGCCAAAGAAAACUCGAUGGAGUUUAUCGAUAGUGUUAUACAGAACUAUGACCUUUAUAAAAUAGACAUCAAGAAUAUCAAUCUCUACUCGUUGGAUACGACGAACAGAAAGGGAUUCAGAUUUUCGGCUCUUCCUCGAGCGGAAGAGUUCUACUCAUGUAAAGAGAAUGCAAUACCAAUCAUUCAUGACACGAUAUUUUCUCUGGAGAUAUCCCGAGACACUUGCGAGGUAGAUAGUGAUGGAUUCAACAUAUUUGGCUGUGUAGUGAAACCGUUGCGAGUGUCUCUGAAACGUCAGCAGUACGAACAACUGCUGGAAACGAUAGAUAAUCUGUUCAAAAUUCCAAAGGACCUAGUCCGACCGCCGACGGAGACCUCCGUUUUGGAGAAACACCCGGAAAUAAUCGAAGAAUCGUCGUUCAAUGCAUAUCCCAUUACGGACAAGGUCCGACGAGGCCUCAUGUAUCAGAGUAGCUUCGAAGAGCGCCCGUCUUCGCUAAAUCUGAAGCUCCACUUCGAGCUACCAGCUUUCAUAACCCAGCUGAACGACAAUCGCAACGAACCGCAAAUCCAAAUCUCUUUCAGGGACUUUUCCGUGCAGUUUGAUAAAAGAAAUUGCUACGAAACGCACGUGAAAGUGUCUCUUCGGUCGCUAAUGAUGGAAGAUCUACUACAACCGGAUACGGCCAAGACCCGCUACAUGGUGGUGUCAUCCUCGCAAAACGACCAAUCCGGCCGACCCGCAUCCUCGUUCGCUUCGUUCUCCUGUCCAAACCUUGUCGGGCUACUGGAAAACGUCGAAGAACUGCCAAAUUCCCUCCCGACAAACUUUGACGACAAAACUGGUUUCUACUUCCUGGCAGCGAACAAAUCACUCUGUCCGGAUACUCCCCCACCAUCUCCAUCGAUGCAGCGGCAAAAUCAAUCAGCAACCGCUACAGAAGAGGAAAAUCUCGUCAUCUACACGUCCGUUAUGGUAGAUCCAGCUUGUCCAUCGUUCGCGAAAGAGUUCAACUCCCUGCAGCAGUCCAGUUCCAUCGAUUUCAACAGUCUAGAUCUGAUCGUUUCGGUCGAGAGUUGGUUCGUGCUGCUCAACUUCUUCGGAUUAUUGAGUGACGACGAGAGCAGCGGUAGUUCUCAAAAGUCUUCGUCAGACCAAACGUUGCGGGAAAAAGCUCCUCCCAGUGGACAUUCCAAGUUGGACAUCUCUGUGCGGUCUCUGUCGUUGGUGCUGGCGAAACCAAGCUACGAAAUAGCAAAGGCCAACGUCUCCAAUGCACAGAUUACCGUAUCCAAGCGGAACCACGCGAAGCAAGUCGAGGGAAAGCUGGGUUCGAUUACCUUAAGCGAUCUGACCCCGUAUGGGUUCAUCUAUCGGGAGAAGUUCAUGACCACAGGGAACGAAGCGUUAAGUUUCGUUUACACGCGAGACUCGGCCAAGUCGAACGCCCGGAACCUGCAGAAGGAUGCCCGACUGAAGAUCGAGAUGUCGUCGGUGAGAUUUGUGCAUACGAAGAGGUUCAUCGCCGAGAUUCAGUUGUUCUUCAAGGAGUUCUCGCAACUACAAACGCCCGUUAUGCGCAAGAUCAAGACCACCGAUUUGAAGGCCUAUCUUAAGCAACGUCCAACACAGCUGGGACUGGAGAUCAAUGCCGGUGCGCCGAUCCUGAUUCUACCGAUGGCGUUCAACAGUGAGCAGGUAAUUGUGGCCGAUUUGGGUGAAUUUACACUCAAAAACGAGUUCCGGAUGAGCGGUGACCCGGCGGUCAUCAGUGUGUCGAGCAAUCCCAGCGUGAAGGAAGUGUUGGACGUGAUGUAUGUCAAUCUGUUUCAUACGAACAUCUUUGCUGCGCGACGAGUGGUCAAGCCGGAAGGCCGACUGGGGCAGGUUGAUUUCGAUGACGCUGCAGUUGAUUUGAAGAGCUACUGGUUGGUGAAACAGGGACCAAGUUUACUCAAGGAAAAGUGCCACCUCAAACUGCAAGUGGAACGGAAUAUGGACUCGUGGAAUAGUCACUAUGUUCCAGACAUCAGCGUGCACGGUACUCUUUCCCGGCUGGAAGCUGUCCUGGAUCUGCAGCAGUAUCGGUUAGUACGAGGUUUCCUGUCGUACAACCUGGGCGAAGCGCUGGACGAGCUGUACCUUCGGCCAAUGUACAUUCCAAAUAGUACCUUAAGUUUAAACACCGACACCGAUCCGAUCGAGGAAGUGUGGAAAAACCUGUCGAUUCACCUGGAGCUUCAGGACGUGUCCGUUCGGUUGGAAAAUCUUGACAGCGCUCGGAGACCCACUCCACUGGCUUGUGUUAACUUCAUCAAAUCGAAACUGCUGGUGGAUUCUCUGAGCGAUGGGGCGCAGGAUAUCGAUCUGGUAUCGCAAGAGAUUUUGAUCAAGGAUACGAGAUUCGAACGAACCAAGUCGCAGAAUGAGAUCCGAAAUGUAUUUCCCGAUAUACUGCAGCCGAUCGUGAGUAAUCCUGGCGAGGGCCAGGUCCAGGCGGAGAUCCACAGCAGGAGGAGACAAGAUUUAACAAAGUUCACCAUUCUGUUGAACAAUAUGCGGCUGAUGGCUAUACUGGACUGGUUGGAGAGUGCGAAGGACUUCAUCCUGCAGCAGGAAGAUCAGCCUCAGAUCGGAUUGGAUAUCAACGCCGGUGAGCGGGAAGUCUCCGUUGAUGCUGGCAAACGGGCUCCUACCCCGACGGAGGAGAAUAAAAUGGAGCUAAAGCUGAAUAUAACCGAUUCGGAGUUGGUGCUGGUGGAGAAGACGGAUCAAAACGAUACCAAUGCUGUGAUUCUGAAGAGUACAACCGUCGUAUCGUACCGUCCGUUCGAGGUGAACAAAACCAUGUCCAUCAACUUGAACAACUUGGAGGUGUUUUCCUGCGUUUUCGGAUCGGAGGAUGGUACGGCCUUGUCGAUCAUCGAUCCCGUUACGGUUAACAUGGACCUGCGCCGAGGGGUGUUGGAUGUGCAGAUGCAAAAGCAGCUGUGCAUUCGUCUGUCCUAUCACGACGUGAAGAUGUUUCAGCGCAUGCUGGAAUCCCUACCGGGGCAAACCAAGAACGCCAGGGAUAGUAAGCAGGCCAGCGUGGAUGAUGGAGGUGUGGAGACCAGUACGGCUGUGGAAAAGCUAGUUUUGCUUGGGUUUAACCGAGAGGAUUGCUUACAGGCGCUGGAUAAAUGCAAAUAUCAGAUAGACGAGGCGGCGCUCUGGUUGACUCAGAACUCGGAACCUCAAAAGUAUGAUGCCGAAGGUCCGAAGGCGGGCGGUACCGGUGUGCAAGCGGUAGAACUGAAGGCACCUUGCAUAUCAAUUUGUGUGAUUGAUGACUGUCGGGAUGCGGAUGUUCCGCUGGUGGAGCUUUCGUUGAGUAAGUUAGAUCUAAGGCAGGAAUUGGGUCAGUGUACGGUGGCGGUGGAUGGAACGGAUAAGGAUUGCGGUACGACAGUGGAAGCUUUUUCGACUACCUUCGCCGGGUUCAAGGCAGGACGGAUGGUUGGGGUGUUUGCUAGUGAUUACUACAAUCGGGCGCUCAGUGGCUGGGAACCGCUCAUUGAACCUUGGAAAGUCGAAGCCCAGUGGGGUUACAGCCGGGGACAAACUGCAAGCAGCAGGAAUCGACUGAACUUAAAGAUUGAGAGCAACGAUACGCUAAGACUGAAUAUUACCAGUACGUUAAUUGAUUUGUUCCAGCUAGUUAAGGAUAAUUGGACGCAGGAUUUCUAUAAUUCUAAUGUUAAUGUAGCUAAUAGAAGCCCCGUGAAUUACCGAAGACGAACGCCGUUUAUUCCGUUCGCAAUCCGAAACGAUACUGGUGUUCGGAUUUGGUACACCACGUUAGUUUCCACCGAAAUGUCAAGGUCGAGUGCCCUGUCAGAUCUCAACACCCAAUGGACCAUGGUCGAUCCGGGAGAAAGGUCCACUUUUUCGUACUCAACGAAAAGUAAGCAAAGACAUCGUGACACCCACAAGUUUAACCUACAUCAGAUAGCUGUACGGGCCGACGGCUGGCAAGAAGUGGGACCAAUAUCGGUCGAUCGCGUCGGAACAUACUUCCGACACGCGCGGGCCGAUCUAGUCGACGACUACUCGCAAACUCCUCGUGCCAGAGUCGUAUUUGCCGUAACCCUUGAAGGUUCCGCUCAAAAACUAAUUACCGUUCGAUCCGCACUGAAGUUGACCAACAAGCUGGACAAUCCCGUUUUAGUCAAGAUGGAACACCUGUACGGUCACCUCAAUAUCCGCAACUGGCCGGAGACGAAAACCCAGAUACUGCACUCGAACGAAGUGUUGAACAUCCCUUUGACGCACGUCCACGCGAUACUUUACUUCCGACCGAUUCCGGCGAACGUCACGCUGCUAGAGGAAGUCAAUGUCAGUUACUCCCGGUCGGAAGAGUUGAGCAAUUCCAGCGACGGUUGGACGCUUCUGCAACAGUUUGACGUUCACAAAUCCUUCAACACCAACAACGGCUUCCAGUUCACCGACAAAGGCGUCCGGUGGAACGAAGCGAUGGAAACGGGAGAGGUGUAUCAAGAAUUAAGAACCUGCCGGGGACUGCGGGAUAGAUCCUACCGGAUGCUGAUAUCCGUCCGAAAGGAAGGAUAUCCGGCGAAGGACGUGAUACUUCUACCAGGACAUCAGAUUACCAUUUGGCCACCGUUGCGAAUACAUAACCUGCUUCCGUGUGAUCUGCUGUACAAGUUGCCAUCCGGAGCACAGGGUCGAAUUUCAUCGUCGGAAACGGCUAAGAUUACCGAAAUUGAUGUAGAACAACCGGUGGCUCUGACAAUCACCCUCGAUAGCUACCCAGAGGCAGGCCAGAUCAGUAUCCCUGCUGGGUUCUACGGUUCCACCGAGCUGGAUGUGAGACUGUUCGACACCAAAACCAGAAUGCUGAAACUCAAAGCAUUCAUCCACAUCGUCAAAGGAAGGGGAAUACAGAUAUCCAUCAGUGCCCCCUUCUGGCUAAUCAACAGGACUGGCAUCCCGCUGGUAUUCCGACAGGAAGAUCUGGAUUGCGAAAGUGCUGGUCAGUUUUCGGAAAACGAACAAGCUCGGAUGGUUUCGCCCUUCAUGUUCGCCUUCUCGGAUCCAUCCAGCUCCGGUUGCUUAACCAUGCGGCUCGGGAAGCGCUUCGGACAAUACCUGAACUGGUGUCAACCGUUCAAACUGGAUCAGGGCACCAAACAUCGACAGCUGGUUGGAGGCAACGAAUCGUUCAUCAUCGGAAUCGAGGUUCGUCGGGCACGUGGCCGCUACAACCAAACCUCCAUCGUUACCUUCUCCCCUCGGUAUCAACUGUACAAUCGAAGUUCCUACAAGCUUCAGGUCCUGCAGAAGUGCUUCACAGACACGGUCUACGACCCGGUAGCGAAAUCCAACUUCAUCGAAGCCGUUCCAGGUUGCCAUAUAGCUUUCCACUGGCCCCGGUUGGACAAAGAACAAGAACUGUGCGUCCGGCUUCCGGAAGUCCAGGAAUGCCUGUGGUCCUCGGGUAUCCCCAUUUACGAAACCCAAAGCCUAUACAUAAACAUUCGGACCGUCAACGGUGCGAUGCAUUUUCUCCGUCUGGAAACCAUUCUGCAAGGAGCCACAUAUUUCAUGAUAUUCAGUGACGCCCAAUCGCUGCCACCUCCCAUCCGGUUGGACAACUAUUCUGAAGUGCCGAUCAAAUUCCACCAACCAGCCAGAAACCAAUUCAAGUCCUACGUAAGACCACACAGUUCCAUCGCAUACGUUCUGGACAACCCACAAGGGAACAAAUAUCUACAACUGGAAGCACCGGGCGGAGACUUCGAAAACUGCUCGCUCAAUGGAUUCGACAACUUCCGGUUGACCUAUGAAAACUUCAUCUACAUUGCGUUCAGUCAAACAUUCGUAGCAACGCCUUCGUUCGAGUUCGGAUCUGCAAACGACCCUGAAUCACAACAGUUAGUGCUUGGAGUGGUAGACAAUCGGGUGGUCCUGGUCCGGAAGCAGGCCGGCGAUCGUUCGCAACUGUGGAGGAUGAACCACGAGAAGCAGUUGGAACAUGAAGGAACUUCGCCACCGAGUGAACCUGGAAAGAAGCAGUCGAGGUUUGUGCUGGAUCUGGAUAGACCACCGCAACCGACUCAGUUCAUCAAUCUUGUUGUUCGCCCGGCAAACAGACAGCGAAAGUCAACCCAAACGUGGCGAUUCACGGAGGAAGGACGGUUGAUGUGCGAACAUUCGAAUAUGUGCGUUCAAGCCAGAGGUGGAAUCUUCGGACUGCAGACCGGAUCCGAAGCAGUUUUGGGAAUGUGCGUAUCGGAAACCAAAGCAUUGAAUCGGUUCGGAGUCCCUUACGACCAGGCCAUCGAACGUCAGAAGAUGCGACCCGGAUCGGGCUGCCUAUCGGUGACCUAUCGAAUGGAUGGGCCUAUCAAGUGCAUUCAAAUCAAGGACGUAAAGAAUCUAACCGGCGGUCCCCUGGCACUGGACACUUCCUGGAAACACGUUUCCCACAUUUUCCACGAACAAACCGGUCGUCGGUCGAUCGAUGAACAACUGCAGAGUACCAAAGAGCAGCACGAGUACUACGUCGUGUUGAAACUCCGGAAAGGUAUUGGCCUAUCACUAAUCUCCAACCAACCUUGCGAAGAGUUGGCCUACGUAACUCUGGAAGACAUCAACAUGGAACUUAUCUCCACGCCCAGUGUCCUCUCCCUGGACUUCAGUGUAGGUGACAUGCAAAUCGACAAUCAACUCUUCGAGACCUCCUGUCCAAUAACGCUGUACACGAUCAACCCACCUUCGAACAAUGACUCUCCGAAUCGAUCGGGACUGUCCUCGCUGCAGCUGAACGUCAAGUUGCUACCCAGCCCCAACACUAAUGCCAUCAUCUUCGAGCACUUUAUUCUAAGCAUUCGGCCGGUAGCGGUCUACCUGGAAGAGCGCCUAAUACUUCGAUUGAUCAAAUUCACCGGUUUGGCCAAAAGCACCACCGAUCCAACGGCCCUACCGGACGAAACCGAUUAUGAAGUGCAGAAAAUCGUCUACAAAGUCCUAGACGCCAACGUGAAGCGCUACUACUUUGGUGACCUACAGAUCGUACCUAGCCAAAUUCGGUUGAGCUUCAUUACGACUUCCAAGUUGGUACCAGAAUUCGCCGAAAUCAAGCGCAAUCUCGGGUUCACCUUUAUCAAGUUUGAAGACGCCGUCAUCAACUUCGAAAAAUUCACGCACAAGUACCACUUCGAAACCAUGGACGCGUACUUGAACUCGGUCAAGUCGCACUACAAGCAGGAGCUCAAAUGGCAAGCGGCCUCCAUUCUAGGGUCUGUGGACUUCCUAGGCAAUCCACUUGGGUUUGCCAACGAUCUUACUGAAGGAGUUUCCGGACUACUGCUGGAAGGAUCAAUUUCUUCGUUGGUCAAGAACGUGACGCACGGCAUUUCCAACUCGACGGCCAAACUGACGGAGACCAUUUCCGAUGGGCUGGGUAAGGUCGUAUUCGAUGACGAACAUGUCGAAGCGCGACAAAAAAUUCUGGACGUAUCAGGUGGUAGUGGAAGUACAACCGGAGACCAUCUAGUGGCAGGAUUCAAAGGAUUUACUUUUGGUCUGCUGGGAGGAGUGACCAGUGUCGUCAAGCACACCUAUCACGGCGCCGUAAAUGAUGGGUUCUCCGGAUUUGUCACCGGUCUAGGUAAAGGUCUGGUAGGAACCGUAACCAAACCCGUCAUUGGAAUGCUAGAUCUAGCAUCUGAAACGGCCAACGCCGUCCGGGAGCAAAGCAAAAGUUCCAAUCGAAUCCUACCGGAACGCAAACGACAUCCACGGGUGGUUACGGGAGCUCCCGGUGGCCUUCUCCCAUCGUACUCGAGCCUUCAAAGUAAAGGUCAACAGUACCUGUUCCUGAUCAACAAGCGGAACUUUUCGGAACACUUCAUGGCAUACGAACCAUGCCUGCUAGAUACCAAAGAUUCAAAAAUGCGACUACUCGUUUCGGCCGAGAAUGUGUGGGGCUUCUCCAAGAAUGAUGACACCACGACGAUCGUGUUCCACUAUCGCCUCAGCGAGAUCAUCUCGUGCCAUUCGGUCGUGAUUCCACCGCCGACCAUGUCGGAUCCGAUCCCGCGGACCAAGCGGACGACCUACAUUGAAUUUUGUUUGACGCUCCCAUCGAAGUCGCUGACCCCUAGCGCACCGGAAAUGGUCAAGCGACCACGUGUUCGGUGCCAGAACGAGGAAAUCGCCAAGAAAAUCUGUCAUCACAUCAACUUCGCUAAAUGCAUCUACGACGAACGUGAGCAAACGCUCUAUUCGAAUGCUGUGAUCGAAACGUAAGUUUGUUUGUUUGUACCUUACAUACACCUACACAAAUUGCGGAAUACUAAAUUAGAAUAGAUUUAUCCUAUAGAGGGAAACAGGAAAUCAAAAUGUAAUGUACUAGCUUUGUUUGCGCUCCUAUUGGAGUCGGGAGGUGUUGAAAUUUUAUGUUCUGGGUCGUCACCGUCUAUUUAUUGUACGUUUACGUCUUUUAAAGAAAAGUUAUUCCCGAUUUCUAAAAUCCCAAACGAAAUUCUCUAUCGUUGAAAUAAAUUAUUUUGUAAAUGAA